UCAGAGCCCGGUUGGCCCUGAUUCCCUGACCAAUCAGAGCAGCGUGGUCUGGGAUGGUUGAGAGAGUUGGGUUGUUGAAUCUGUUAGGACAACAAGCCGCUGCAGCUUUCUCAGUGUACCGGAUGGAUGGAGGGAUGCUGGCGAUGAAUGAGUUGCUGCUUUGCUGCAGGACGUGUGUCCUUUAACUGAGGCCACAUGUGUAUCCGGACAGAUGGAUCGCUGUAAGCACGUGGUUCGCCUUCGCCUGGGCCAAGAUCAUUCAAUUCUCAAUCCACAGAAAUGGCACUGUGUGGAGUGCAGCACCACCGAUUCAGUGUGGGCCUGCCUCAAGUGUUCCCACGUAGCCUGUGGACGUUUCAUAGAGGAGCACUUUCUCAAACACUUUGAGGAGUCACAACACCCACUGGCCAUGGAGGUGCGUGAGCUGGAUGUCUUCUGCUUUGCUUGUGGAGACUAUGUUCUGAACGACAAUGCAGAGGGAGACCUGAAACUCCUCAGAGGUGCCCUCUCUACGGUUCGGAGCCCAGGUAGGCGGUCACUGCGCUCUUCCACCGGAGCCUGGGAAGGCAGGGAACCUGCCAUGCAGCUGGCCCUCCGCCACAGGAGGAAAAUGCUUCUGGGAAGGAUGCUCCAGAAAUGGAUCAACAAACACCAGGAGGUUCAGAAUCAGCGCCAAGAGAAACUUGAGGAGGUCAGGAGACAGAAGAGGGAGGUGAAAAGGAAGCUACUGGAAGAUCUUGGCAACAUUCCCCCCAGAAAGAGUGCCAGGCUUCUUACUCAGGCGCCACGUUCAACCAUGACACUCAUCCCUCGCAAAUUUCGCGAGCCCCCAGAACGCCUACCUCCACCUCCUAAGAAGCCUUCUCUACUCACCCUGCCCCGCAGUGUUCCAGAGAUAAGCAGAGCCGCUAGAUUGCGGAGAUACUACUCAACGCACGCGGUUACACGGAGGAGACGGGCUCCAGGUGUCACCGGUCUGCGCAACUUGGGAAACACAUGCUACAUGAACUCAAUAUUGCAAGUGCUAAGUCACCUGCAGAAAUUCAGGGAGUGUUUUCUCACUUUGGACCUGUGUGAGACUGAGGAGCUGCUGGCCAAGACCAACCACUCCCAGGGAAUGAAGGGGGUGACGGGAGCAGUUGUCAGUAGCGGCACCACACCACUGUCAGAUCACCCCCUUGGACGUAUGGGUAAGGCGGGUUGUUGGAAUUUGCCUGUAAGAGAGAGCGUCCCUCCCUCCCCGCAGGCUGCAGAACUGGUCCAGCCCAAAAAGCUUCGCUGCUCCACUCGCCAGCAAAUGUCUCUGUGCCACGAGCUACAUACACUUUUCAGGGUCAUGUGGUCUGGCCGGUGGACUCUCGUAUCUCCCUUCGCCAUGCUGCACUCCGUGUGGAACCUCAUCCCGGCCUUCCGUGGAUACGACCAGCAAGACGCCCAGGAGUUCCUGUGUGAGCUUCUGGACAAGGUGCAGCAGGAACUCGACACAGAGGGGUCCAAGCGGCGGAUAGUUAUCCCUAUCACUAAGAGGAAGCUGUCCAAGCAGGUGCUGAAGGUUCUGAACACCAUCUUUCAUGGACAGUUGCUGAGUCAGGUGACGUGUUUGUCCUGUAAGCACAAGUCCAACACGGUGGAGCCAUUCUGGGAUUUAUCUCUAGAGUUUCCAGAGCGGUAUCACCAUAGGAACAAAGGCUCUGGAGCGACUGCUCACCAGCGCAGCUGCACCCUCAUAGAGAUGCUGUCCAAGUUUACAGAGAUGGAGGCUCUGGAAGGCAACAUCUACGCCUGCAACCACUGCAACAAAAGAAGAAGAAAAUCCUCCCACAAACCUUUAGUUCUGUCAGAAGCACGAAAGCAGCUUCUGAUCUACCGCUUACCUCAGGUUCUACGGCUGCACCUCAAACGCUUCAGAUGGUCAGGCCGGAACCACAGGGAGAAAAUCGGCGUCCAUGUGGCCUUUGACCAGGUUCUGAACAUCAAACCGUACUGCUGCACAGACUCAGGUCACUCUGUCCACAGAGGAGGCUACACCUACGAUCUGUCGGCUGUGGUCAUGCAUCAUGGUAAAGGCUUUGGCUCAGGACACUACACCGCAUACUGCUACAACACAGAAGGAGGUUUCUGGGUCCACUGUAAUGACUCUGAGAUGAAGGUUUGCAGCGUGGAGGAAGUGUGCAACACUCAGGCCUAUAUUCUGUUCUAUACCCAGAGGUCUGCCUAGGCCCCUCUCUCGCUGUGACUGGUGCUGAGGGCUGCCCUUCACAAGAUGUUGUCUCAUGCUUUCCCUGAUGUCACUUUCAAAGGGUUUGCCAAACAAGAUGGUAGCGAAGGCAAAUGGGAAGUCAAUCAUAGAGGGGCAUCUCUACAAAUUAGAAUACAAGAAAAAGUUGAUUUAUUUCAGUAAUUCAUUUCAAAGGUUGUUUGUUUAAUGUGGAUUCUUUUCAAAUACAGUUCAUAUAAUCCAGGUAUUUCAGUUUAUUCAAUUAUUAUGCCUUGUUUAACCCCUUAAGCCCAGAGGGUAUUAGUUAAACACUAAAAUCCAGUUUCUCAGAAAAAAAAAGUUAUAAUACUGACUGGUGGAUUCUGGGAGCAGAUGUAUUGAUGCAGCCGUAGCUCCAUUCUGUCUCUUCAUCUCCUGCUCCAUCAUCACUCUAAAAAUACACCAGAAAACUUUCCGUCCUCCUCGAUGAUUAGAAUGCACUCAGCAUCUCGUAAGGAGUUUUUGUAAAGGGGGACAGAAGCUGAUCACGGUGGAUCUUAAUUCAGAUUUAGUUCUUUUAGAUUCAACACAUUGAAAGCAUUAGCUAUAAGCCAGUUGUGGAAGAUCUCGAAGCUCUGGCUUUGAAUACAGUCCAGUUCAGUUGUAAAUCGUUUUAAAUUCAUGAAUCUGCUUUGCUUUAAAAACUGCUGCUUCUGGAACUUUUUCCUUCCACUCAAAUUUCCAAUGAUUUGAACUUUUUUGGUGUUUUACCUUUAAGGUUAAACAUUCUUUCUUCUGUCUACUGAAUAGCUAUCAAUUCAACUUGACCACAUUAUGUUAGCCAUAAAAAAAUAUAUUUAAUUGGGUUAUUGGUCUUAAGUAAUAUUUUUUAUUUCUGAGAGACUAUUUUUGGUUUUAAUGAGCUGAAAGCCAUGGCUCUGUAUUUUGUAUUGAAUCACUGAAAAAAAUAUCUGAUAGAUAUUCUAAUGAACUGAGAUGCAUCUGUAGUUGGAGAUGAUAAAGAUGGAAGCUUGCCACAUCUAUUAUUGACUGAUGUUUAGAAGGUGGAUUGUGUCUGAUAGGAGGAAAACCUUUUUAUAAAUGUGGCUGCAGGUUUUUUUUUUCCACCUGCAGGAGGAACUUUUUAGAUAAUGGCCUGAAGACUGUGUUAGCAGGUCUGUCCUGCUGAACACCAACACGUGUGUCCAUGUUUUUAAACAACAAUCAGGCUUCUGUCUGGAAGCAUCCAGAUACUCCACUUUUCUACAUUCACUGGCAACAUGGAUUUUGGCGUGUUUUUUUUCUUUUCUUUGUUUCUUCAACACGUUUUCAUAUUUUAUAAAACACGUUUGAUCUCGAGCACUAAAUACUCCAAACAGAGCCUCAUUAUCAGACUAGAGUCCAAACUGUGCUGCCUCCUGUUUUACCUUUUUUAAUAAUUGUGUAACAUCAAAUAUGGAAGCUUUUAAUACUCAUCAUAUGUCAUUAGUUUUUCAUUUUUCCUCUCCUCCAUCUGUGACUCAAUGCUGUGUCUUAGGCUCAAUACUCUGAGAUCAUGAAUUGUUUUUAGUAUUUUGUUUUAACUCCUUAAAAAUAAAUGGUUAACAAGGAACGAUGGUGAAUGAAGGGAAGCUGCAAUUCUCUGGAGGGGCUGCUGGUCCUACUGUAUGUUUGGCUCGAUGAAUUCUCCUAAAAAGCAGCUCCUCCUGCGGUUUAACGAUUUGACUGCUGCACCUCCGUCUAACCUGCUGGCAGAUGAAAAUCACCAGAAAAGAGCAGAGGAUGGUGAAUUUUAAAGAAUGUGUCUUUAGGAGAGGUACCCAUUUUAAAGUUGAGCACCUGAAAGCAAUAUAUUGUACAUCGUUCAUCUUAACAGUAAAAUCAGGAAUUCCUCUGCUUAUUAUGUUUUGUUUUUGUUUUUUUCUACUGUACUGUUUCUAUUGAGGUCUUUAGAAUUUGCUAGGUAAUCAAGAAAACUGUUGUUUGAUACGAGUCAAAUGCAGAAUACAUUUGUGAACUCUGUGAAAGUUGGAACAAUCUAAAUGACGAUGAAUGUCUUACUUUAUAGCGGUCAGAUGUGGCCAUGCCACUGGCUCUGAUCUCCUUGAGUUCUGUCUUGUACUGUAAGAAUACCUGUCAUAAAUGUAAUGUUCGUAAGGGUUUUGCCUGACGGUAAUUAUUAAAAAGACAACA
Molecule: messenger RNA, 4390 nt
Organism: Cyprinodon variegatus (sheepshead minnow)
Lineage: Eukaryota; Metazoa; Chordata; Actinopteri; Cyprinodontiformes; Cyprinodontidae
Gene: usp49
Product: ubiquitin specific peptidase 49
Exons: 6
Coding region: 212-2218 (668 amino acids)
Biological process (GO): protein deubiquitination
Cellular component (GO): cytoplasm
Molecular function (GO): cysteine-type deubiquitinase activity; zinc ion binding
Source: RefSeq, a predicted model, not a curated record